Molecule: messenger RNA, 4945 nt
Organism: Carcharodon carcharias (great white shark)
Lineage: Eukaryota; Metazoa; Chordata; Chondrichthyes; Lamniformes; Lamnidae
Product: SEC14-like protein 5
Exons: 16
Coding region: 428-2581 (717 amino acids)
Cellular component (GO): cytoplasm
Source: RefSeq, a predicted model, not a curated record
GUUCCUGAAUUGAGCCGACAGUUGAGUAAAUUUUGUCUGCUUCGAUCGCGGCUUUUAUCAACGCAUUCCUUUCAAAUCCUUGCAGAUUGAUCGGAGGUCUUUGAGGAGCGUAAUUUGGAGGACGGGGGAAUGUGGAAAUUAUUUAGGACUUUGGGGGCCUUUGCAAUAGGAGUGUUGUGAAACUGGGAUGAUUUAGUACAUUGGAAGUCCAACUGAAGGCAGCAGAAAUGGUAAUAUGUAAACAGAAAAUGCUGGAAACAGUCAGCGGGCCAGGUAGCAUCUGUGGCGACAGGAGCGGAGUUAAACUUUCAACUUGAUGACCUUCCGUCUGAACUGGAACGCUGCUACAAAUUCUCCAAGCCUUCUGAAAGACUGAUAACCGCGACCUGGGGACUUGGUAAAGCUUUCAUAUCCGCUCAGAGAGAAGAUGGUGCAGAAAUACCAGUCUCCAGUACGGGUCUACAAGUACUCUUUUGAGAUGGUGAUGGCGGCUUAUGAGAAGAGAUUCCCAACGUGCCCGUUGAUCCCGGUUUUUCUGGGUAGUGAGAAACUCAGUGAGUACAAGAGUGAAGAUGAAUCGCUGCACAUUGUGGAGAGGUGCUGCAAGCUGAAUGUGGAUGCACCACGGCUGCUGAAGAAGAUCGCAGGGGUGGAAUAUAUCUGCUUCAUCCAGAAGAACACCAUGAACUGGAAGGAGCGCACGCUACUGAUCGAGGCUCACAAUGAGACAUUUUCCAACAGGGUCUUCGUCAAUGAGAUCUGCAGUUACAGUGUUCAUCCUGACAAUGAGGAAUGGACUUGCUUUGAACAGUCUGCAUCGCUGGACAUCAAGUCUUUCUUUGGGUUUGAAAACACGGUGGAAAAGAUUGCAAUGAGACAAUACACUGCCAACAUCAAGAGGGGUAAAGAAGUUAUUGAGCACUAUCUGAAUGAGCUGACUGCACAGGGUAUCCGACACAUUCCUCGCUGGACUCCUCAUGUGACUGUUGUUAAAACAGAAAUGGUGCCAGAGUCCAGUCAACCAGCACUCGCACCACUGCCAGAUCUCAGGGUAGAGUUACCGGAAGACCUAGCACAUAGCAGUACCAAAGAACCAUUGACUAGCCUGUGUGGGCAGGAAACACUGCCCACAACACCCGAUGCUGAUAAGCUCGAUGCUGAUUACAUUGAGCGGUACCUGGGGCAACUGACCCCCAUGCAAGAGAGCUGCCUGAUCCAGCUUCGACAGUGGCUCCAAGAAACACACAAGGGCAAGAUUCCCAAGGAUGAACACAUUUUGCGUUUUCUGCGGGCUCGGGAUUUCAAUAUUGACAAGGCGCGAGAGAUCUUGUGUCAGUCACUUACCUGGCGCAAACAAUACCAGGUGGACUAUAUUCUCGAGGUGUGGAGACCCCCACAGGUGCUGAUCAACUAUUAUACAGGAGGCUGGCAUUAUCAUGACAGAGAUGGCCGGCCAUUGUACAUCCUGCGCCUGGGACAGAUGGACACAAAGGGGCUGCUGAAAGCUGUGGGGGAAGAGGCCAUUCUACGACACGUUCUGUCAAUCAAUGAGGAUGGGCAGAAGAGGUGUGAAGAGAACACCAAAGUCUUUGGCCGCCCAAUCACAUCGUGGACCUGCCUGGUUGACCUGGAAGGGCUGAACAUGAGGCACCUGUGGCGGCCAGGAGUGAAAGCGCUGUUGAGGAUCAUUGAAGUCGUGGAAGCAAACUACCCAGAGACAUUAGGCCGGCUGCUGAUUCUCAGGGCACCUCGAGUGUUCCCUGUCCUCUGGACACUGGUCAAUCCAUUCAUCAACGAAAAUACACGUCAGAAAUUCCUCAUCUACAGUGGCAAUAACUACCAGGGCACAGGAGGGCUUGUCGAUUACAUCGACAAAGAGAUUGUUCCUGAUUUCCUGGGUGGAGACUGCCUGUGUAAUAUCCCAGAAGGAGGAAUGGUUCCCAAGUCCUUGUACCAAACAGAGGAAAUGCUAGAAAAUGCAGAUCAAAUCAAACUCUGGACAGAAACCAUUUAUCAGUCAGCCACUAUCUUCAAAGGAGCCCCGCAUGAGAAGGCAAUUGAAGUCCUGGAGGCUUCGUCCGUCAUCACCUGGGACUUUGACAUUCUGAAGGGUGAUGUGGUGUUUAACAUCUUUCAUUCCAAGCGGGCACCUCAGAUCAGUCGCAAGGAUUCAACCAGCCCACUGGUUCCCCUCCCCAGUGGGAAUAAUGUGCAGCUGAUAGAGAAGAGCUGGGUGCUGGGUGUGGACUACAGCCCAGUGGAAACACCACUCAUCUGUCGGGAAGGAGAAAGUAUCCAGGGUUCACAUGUGACUCGCUGGCCUGGAUUCUACAUCUUGCAGUGGAAGAUGCAUAGUCCCUGGUCAUGCUCCUCAAACCUCCCUCGCGUCGAUGAUGUUCUAGCUUCUUUACAGGUGUCCUCCCACAAAUGCAAAAUCAUGUUCUACACUGAGGUGCUGGCAUCGGAAGAUUUCAGGGGGUCCAUGACUAGCUUGGAGUCCUGCCAGAGUGGAUUCUCGCAACUCAGUGCUGGCACCACCUCCUCCAGCCAGUCUCAAAGCAGCUCACACAUUUCCAGAUAGGAAGCCCUUGGACUGUGACACAUUUGUCACAAGCCACUGAACCAGCGAGCUACAGCUGCCUCAGGACCAGGUGCAACGUUGGCUGCUCCCAUUAGCUUGGGUGCUGGUUGAACGAACACCAGCCUGUCACUCAUCUCAUUUCAGUGCAAUAUCACAGGACACUGUGUAGCAUUUCCAGGUUUGAUGUCCGCUGUAUUGUACGAAGAGGACACACUUCACUUGUUUGGUCUCUUAGGCUGUGUGUUGAAUAACAGCUUUGAACAUUGUCUUCCAGACAGAAAGGACAAUGGGGAGGAAGGGCCUUUAGCUCAGUCUUCCCUGGCCCAUGUACAGGGUGAUCCAUGGCAUGGGCUCCUUAUUGCCCAUUUAUCCUUUCCAGCAAAACUUCAGAAUAUCCAAUCUUACAAUUUAACUUUGUAUUGCCCAGGACAGAAGCUAUUCACCAGUCACCCGUGCAGGUUGGAAAUCAUAGUGUUUGAUUGUCAAAAAUGCACUGAGCCAUCACUCUUGUCCUAAAGAGAUUCACUCAGUUCUUUAACUGCUUUUGCUACAAGGAAUUUUUUUCUAAUUCAGAACUUACUUGAUGCUGAUUACUUUUAUCCUCCAGGCCUACAGUUCUGGGCCCAUUGUCCUGGCUAAAUAACCUGCAUACAUCCCUGUUACUCAUUUGUCCUGGCAUCUUACAGACCUGAAACAUGACCAUCUGCACCCCCAUCUUAUUUUCUCUGGUGGCAACCAAUUGAAUUCCAUAGUCCCUUUGUUGUCCAGAUUACUCUUGUCUGAACCUUCUGCAGCAUACCAAAGUACUUUUGCAGGUUGUGUGUCACAAAUUAUUUAAGAUGUGGCCUUGUGAAUGAUCUAUGCAAAGUUAGGACAAUGAGUUUCCUAAGUGCCUGUGACGCCUUUAUUUCAAGGAGGAUGAGUAUAAAAAUAGGGAAACCUUGCUACAAUUGUACGGAGCAUUGGCGAGACCAUACCCAGAGUACUGUGUACAGUUUUUGUCUCUUUACUUAAGGAGGGAUAUACUUGCAUGGCAAGCAGAGAAGGUUCAUUGGGCUGAUUUCUGGAAUGAAGGGACUGUCUUAUGAGGACAAGUUGAACAGGUUGGGCCUGUAUUCAUUGGAGUUUAGAAGAAUAAGUGAUGAUCUUAUUGAAACAUAAAAUUCUGAGGGGGAUUGACAGGGUAGGCACUGAGAGGAGAAUCUGGAAAUAGGGGGCACAAUUUGAAAAUAAGGGGUCUCCCAUUUAAAGCACUUUUUUUUUUUUCUGUGUGUGUCCUUGGUCUUUGAUAUUCUCUUCCAGAGAAAGCAGUGGAGACUGGUUCAUUGAAUAUAUUCAAGGCUGAGUUGGACAGAUUUGUGAUGUAUAAGGGAGUCAAGGGUUAUGGGGGGCAGGCAGGAAAGUGGAGUUAAGAUCACCAUCAGAUCAGCCAUAAUCUUAUUGAAUGAAGGAGCAGGCUCAAUGGGCCGAAUGGCCAAAAUUCUGUAGAUUCUGGGCUGAAUCUUGCUCCUAUUUCUUAUGAUCUUAUGCCUGAAGGGAGGAAGCUGAAGGUAUAUCAGUUACUAUCCUAAUUCUAAAAACUUUGCUCAUUCAUCAAGGACUGAGUUUCCCAAAUCUUUGAGCAUUAUCCUAGACUUAGGCAGAUUAAACUGCAAUUGGCUUUCCUGAGUCCUCCUCCACUUUUAUUGAUCCAAUUCUUCUGGAUGGUACCAAUCUCUUUAAUACCCAAAGCCCAGGCACAUAGUGCCCGUCCACCUUCUGAUUUACAAUUAGGUGGAUUUUAAAAUCUAUAACCGAAUUCUGAAGUUUGAACACAGAUCAUAUUUUUUUAACUGAAGACUGUUAAACACCAGGGAAAAACCCCACUGGGGCAUACUGCUACCAGAAAUGCUGACAACUGACUGGGGUUACUUGUUAGCAGGAGUGCCGCUGGCAUUGGGGAGGGGGGUGGGGGGGUUUUACAGUGGGUGGUGGAGAAAAAAAUAAAAUUCCCUUAGCUUUGUUGACCCCCGAUUCUCUGCUGAGGAUUUCACAAAUUUUGAACAUCCUCCUCCCCCUCCUUAACCUCUUACUCCAGUGAUACAACCCAGACCAGUGUUGGCUGCUGCAACACAUGUAAUAACUCCCAUCACGGCUUCUGUGUUAUGACCGCUUAAUGGCCUCACCUUUACUGUGACAUAUCUAGGAUCAACCUGUACAGCAACUGGCCCGUGUACAGCACCCAUUUAAUCAGCAGGGUAAGGGUCACAUCUCUUGUCACUUUCCAGUCUAUGACUGGUCUGAUAGCCACAAAUUCUUAGUUGUGAAUUCUCACAGAAAUGAGAAGCAGUACUACUGUGAUAAUAAAAAACAAAAACAGAAUUA